GUCUCCCCUCCAAGUAGUCGCUAUUUAUGUCGUUGUGGGCGAAAAUGGCGAGUGGCAACUGAAUUUAGAUUAAUUUAUGCGGCACAUGUGGAUUGUUUCUUUGUUUUUUUGUAAUAAUAACAACCUGCGCGUUUUGGGUGGUGCGUCAAAGCGCGCGGCGCGCAGCAGAUCAAGCGAAAGACACAUGAAGGACCAGAUUUAAAACUACACUUUCAACACUUGCGAUGCAUCUGUGAAAGUUUCCUAGAUCCGAAUUGCUGUGGUUCGGACCUGGGAGGAGACUUUUAAUGGAUUUUUUAUGUGGGACCCGCUAGGAUGGACGUGGUAGAUGAAACUGAAGCUUUACAGAGAUUUUUUGAAGGCCAUGAUAUUACCAGUUCUCUGGAGCCAGCCAACAUCGACACCAGUAUCCUGGAAGAGUACAUCAGCAAGGAGGACGAUAGCACUGACAUCUGCUUCUCAGAGGUCCACAGCACCCCGGGACCAAAUUACUCAUCUCCCCAAGCAGGAGUGUCUUCCUCAGGGGGGUUGGUGUGUGGCGUGAGCCCUCCUAUUCCCCUUCGCCAGGGAGCCCCUCCGCCCGGGCCUCUUAACUGUCCAAACGCGUACCCUCCAGGUCCGUCCCUGGGCCUCCGACACAGCUACCCCUGCCUGGGUCAGCAGCAGCAGCACCAGCAGCACCAGCAGCACCAGCAGCCGACUCACAUAAAGCCUGAGCACAGAGGCCACUACGCCCCUGGGACUCUACCUGAGUCUCCCCCAGACUCAAGCUCAGAGCCGUACUCUCCUCAGCAGGUGAAUGAUCCCAACAUGAUAAGGACCAUGACGCCGGAAAACAUGUGUCACAUGACCCCGACGCCACCCCUUCCACCGCACGGGCACUAUCCCAGCAUGCACCGGGACAUGUACCUGAAGCCCGAGCCAAUAAUAUCGCAGUAUCCCAUCGGCCCGGUCACGAGUGCGGGCGGAGACCUGCAGCAGACACAGAUGCUCCACCAGCUGCUGCAGCACCCGCAGGGCCAGGACGGAAUUCCUGUCCACCAGGCCAAAAAGAGGAAGCACUGUGAAUCACCCAACAGCACCCUCAAUUCCCAAAUCCUCACAGGUAUCAUCAAACAAGAACCAGGUUUGAUGCAGGAUGCGGACAACGGCUACUUGGAUCCCAACUAUCAGUGCAUCAAGUGGCAACCUCACCAGCAGAACAAGUGGACGCCACUUUACGACGCUAACUGCAAAGAGCUUCCCAUGCCAACCUACCGCGUCGACGCUGACAAAGGCUUCAACUUCUCCCUGGCCGACGAUGCGUUCGUGUGCCAGAAGAAGAACCACUUCCAGGUGACGGUGUACGUGGGGAUGCUGGGGGACCCCAAGUAUGUCAAGACCAGCGAAGGCCUGCAGCCCAUCGAUUGUUUCUAUCUCAAACUCAACGGAGUAAAAGUGGAGGCCAUGAACCAGUCCAUCAGUGUGGAGCAGUCGCAGUCGGACCGCAGCAAGAGGCCUUUCAAGCCUGUUUUGGUCACGUUGCCCCCGGAGCAGGUCACAAAGGUCACGGUGGGGCGGCUCCACUUCAGUGAAACCACAGCAAACAACAUGAGAAAGAAGGGCAAACCAAACCCUGACCAGAGGUAUUUCAUGCUGGUGGUGGCGCUGCACGCUCAGUCCCACAGUCAGACCUACACUGUGGCUGCUCAGGUGUCUGAGAGGAUCAUCGUCAGGGUAACGUCCAGCCAUGCAUCCAACCCGGGCCAGUUUGAAAGUGACAACGAGGUGCUGUGGCAGCGAGGCCAAUUGCCCGACUCGGUGUACCACCACGGGAGGGUCGGCGUCAACACGGACCGGCCCGACGAGGCCCUCGUUGUCCAUGGCAACGUCAAAAUUAUGGGCUCCCUGGUGCAUCCGUCGGAUAUCCGAGCCAAAGAGAACGUGCAAGAGGUGGACACCACAGACAAUUUGAAGCGCAUUUCCCAGAUGAGGCUGGUCCAUUAUCAAUACAAGCCCGAGUUUGCUGCCACCGUCGGUAUAGAAACCACAGCAGAGACCGGUGUGAUCGCUCAGGAGGUCCAGCAAAUCUUACCAGAAGCGGUCAAGGAGGGCGGAGAUGUGGUGUGCGCCAACGGCGAAACCAUUCCCAACCUCUUAGUUGUCAACAAGGAUCGUAUCUUCAUGGAGAACGUGGGCGCGGUGAAGGAGCUGUGCAAGCUGACAGACAACCUGGAGACUCGGAUAGACGAACUGGAGCGCUGGAGCCGCAAACUGGCCAAGCUGCGCCGCUUUGACAGCAUGAAGAGCACCGUGAGUGGAGGCACUGUCAGCCAGUCUGGAAGUUAUUUUAGCAGAACAGGAAGCGGUCCACUUAAGAAGAAGACCACAGUCAAACCUGGGAGCAAGAGCUCACUUCCAGACCAAGGCUGCAUCAGUCAUAGGUUCAUGCAAGGCACCAUCCUGGCCCUCGUCAUCGUCAUGGCUUUCAGUGUCAUUUCCAUGUCCAUUCUUUAUGUACUGACUCUUCAUCAUAGAGGAGAUGUCACAGAGAAAGAUGGUGUCUCUGUUGUUUACCCAUGUGGUCUCUACAUGUCUUGGAUGCCCUUCUUCACUGCCACUGUUACUUUCUGUCCACCUGCAUGUUCAUGGUCCAGAGCUGCGCUAGGAUCCUCACGCCAGAGUCCAUUUGUUCCACAGCCCACGACUCCUGCGCCAGCCUGCUGCCCAACCACAGCCUUGACUAACCAAUCAUCUACAAUUGUGACAUUAAAUAACAACCAAUCUACAUCAGACAACCUGGCCCCCACACCAGGUACCAUUAAUAAGAAGGCCAAGUCCAGAAUCAUGGACAAGGACGGACGCAACAGAAACCGCCUCAGUCACACGUCCGCUCCACUGCACUUUGCCAAGUCCAAAAGGCCCACGUCGACAGACCAGGACGGGGCAGCAACACCCAAUCGUCUCCCAGGUGGUCAGCAGCCAACACCACGCAGACAGAGGAGUCUAUAUUCAAAUGGAGGAAGAUCAACUCCAUCCCUGGCUAGUCUUCAUAUUGUGGAGACGGAGCAAGAACUUUCCACACAACAUUGCAAACUCUCCAGGAGCUGCAGCUACACAAUUUCUCUCAAGGGAAAGACUAAUUCCUCGCUCUCACAACUCACUUUGCACAUGACGUCCACAGAUAUCGUGUGGGUCCAACAAUGUGGAGUCAUCAAAGGACACCUAUGUCCGAAUCACACUGAAACAGAACUGUAUGGUGGACAAAGCACGUCAACAAAGGGGACUCAUCACUUGUGGUCAUUGCCUCUGCUGUCCUUCCAGGACAUCACCUACCACUUCCGUGUCUCCUCUAAUGAAAAAAGUUGCACCGCCGAGGAAGAAACGUCCUACUCCGACUACCACUUAGUCAUGGAAAGCAGCUGCAAGUGAGAAGAGUGCCUCCUCCCCAGUUUUGUGCCUUUACAGCCAGCCAUCAUCGUCGCCUUCAGGCUCGAUGUGCGUUUGAAGCAUUAGGUGUGAUUAUUGUAAAUUAUUUUCAAAGUAAGUCAUGUAAAAAACGAUAUGCUAUCUUUAAGACAUCUCUUUUUGCUGUGGUCCACACUGUUGUUUGUCACUGAACGUUUUUUUGUUUUUUUUUGUUUUUUAUUACUGUAACUGUUUUGCAUCACAGCUGAAUGCCAUUGUGAAAUAAUGUUUGUAAGUUGACCGAUCAUACUACAAACCCCGUUUCCAUAUGAGUUGGGAAAUUGUGUUGGAUGUAAAUAUAAACGUAAUACAAUGAUUUGCAAAUCAUU
Molecule: messenger RNA, 3776 nt
Organism: Nerophis lumbriciformis (worm pipefish)
Lineage: Eukaryota; Metazoa; Chordata; Actinopteri; Syngnathiformes; Syngnathidae
Gene: myrf
Product: myelin regulatory factor
Biological process (GO): central nervous system myelin maintenance; protein autoprocessing; positive regulation of DNA-templated transcription
Cellular component (GO): nucleus; endoplasmic reticulum membrane
Molecular function (GO): DNA-binding transcription factor activity; sequence-specific DNA binding
Source: RefSeq, a predicted model, not a curated record